Caenorhabditis auriculariae is the source of this 284-nucleotide messenger RNA. Lineage: Eukaryota; Metazoa; Nematoda; Chromadorea; Rhabditida; Rhabditidae. The record is from the annotation of a GenBank genome assembly.
AUGGUUUACACUCCGGUGAGAAAACCGACUUUCUUCAUCGGGGAAAAUCCUCAACGAACGCUUGGGUAUCUUUUCGGACGGGAGUCUGAAGUUCAACAGCAACAUCAAGUUACUGUCAUCACGUCGAGGUUUGCUUUUGACGAGAAUCGAUUGGGAAAAACUUUGUAUUCAGCGCCUCUUCCAAUGAAUCGAGGACGAUGCACCAAACUUCUUCGGAAGCCGACAGAAAGAGUUCCGAAGGCGGCAACAUCAUCAGCAAGCUGCUCGAGAAACGCAAUCCCUAA